AUGAUGACGUUUCAGGGUUUCGCCAAGGAAGAAAUUGGAGACGCAAUGGAAACGUAAGUUCAUGCUAGUUUUCAAGAUGCUUUGGGAAAGGAACACCACCACCACCAGGGCCAAGUCAGAAGAACAUCGACGGUGAAAGACGAUGCUCUCACUUAGCAUCAGCUGGAGGAACCUUUUUUACCAUGCACAUGAGCAUAAAAAAUGCUGAAAUGAUUUAUGGAUUUAAUUUCGGAAACGUGUUUUGGAUCCGCUAUGACAUGGAAACUUCGAAGAAAAGGACGACUCAAGAACGCUUUCGUGAAUUGGAUUUGGGUUUUUUCAUAAACACAGCAUAAACAGAAAAAAGAGUUGGAACCGUUAAUGGAUGUUUCGCCAACUCAAACGACUGAGUGAUCUGAAUGAAGUAUGAGGAAUAAAGGGCCAAAGAUGACAGUUCAUCAAAAUGUUGCCACUACAUAUCAUUGUGUGAAAUAUGCAUAUUAUAUGGCAUGGAUGUGUGUUACCUAUGUGGAAUCAUUGACAGCCACAAAUAAUGCCACUAAAUAAACUUACUGGUAGGACAACCUUAAAACUUAUGGUCAAUUCGUCACUUUGCAAGUAACCAGGAUAAAUCUGAAACUCAUAAGAAAACUUGAAAAGCAUACAAUGAAACACAUUAAAUAUAUCACCAACGUCUCGCAGAAAAUGUGUAUUGAACGCGUGAAUGUUUGAAAUGCAGCAGGAUUCAGAAAUGCAAACAUAAUCGCGUAAGGCAACAAUUGACUGACAAUUUGCAGUAAAUGCAUGAAAAUCUAUUAUGCAGAAAAGGAGGAAGAUGCAGAAAUGCCCAGUGUUUCCUACGAAGUUCCCUCCCCUUGGGGUCAUUGAAAAAUCUUUAACAUAUCGGAGUACAUAUUAGCAUGUAUGGUCACGUGGUUGAUGCACCUAAAAGCACAGACACGAGCGAUAACACAACAGACACUUGGCAAGUUGCAACCGAGUAAAGCCAACUUGCAAGAAAUAAAAUAAUCAAAGACAAACUAAUUGAAGGUUUCUACACGCAACCUUUGCAACACAGGUAAGAAGCUAGAAAAACUGUACUUUACAUUAUAUAUCAUUAUAUGGAUUCCUAAACAAAAUGGUCUCAACUGACCAAGUAGAUGUCGUUCUUAGCUGAGCGGACUUUUUGAAUCUGUUUAACUUCUUCAAAUUCAGGAAAGGCUUCCCUACAUAGUAUCAUUGCAAGGCUACCAACUAAUCGUGUCAUGGAUAUCACGGUAAACUAUGAGUUGAACUUGAAUGUAACUAGUAAAAUGCAUACUAGCGAUCAUAAACUAACUCCGCCAAAUGAAACAUACACAAAAUGUUUUAUAUUUGCUACUUCAAACUGGCAUGUCAACAUUUUCACAAAUCAUUAAACAGCUUAAUAUACAAUUCCGUGACUUUUUAACACGUGAAACGCUACAUUGACAGUCAUUUAACUGGAUUUGAUAGCUCUAAAUAUCCUAUCCUAUCGAUCGUUAAUUUCACUGAAUUUCUUUCUUUUCAGAACUAUAACGUCGAAAUACACCAAGGUCUCUACCAACUUUAAUCAGCUAUACUGCAAACUUUCUGUAGAAAAUUGACCUUUCCGGGACGAAUGACCGCUUUAGAGGUAUCAAAGUAUUUCUUUGCUUAUGUUUGUCCUGAAAGCAAAAUACUUAGUAAAUGCCGUUAUAAUAUUAAUAAUUUAAAACAGGACCGAGUCCUUUGUAAAAAAUUUUGAAGAUAUUCUGGCAUUUAGAAACUCAAAUUUCAUCAGUCAAAAAGAAAGGCCAAGGAUGUUAAAUUUCAGGUCACUAGAUGUACAACUGCAUCUAGUAGAUGUUCACGAUAUACUGAAUGAAUGUAAAAUCAAGCAAUAUGUAGAUCUUAUGCAAAAGAAACAUAUCUCUUACUAGAAUCAUACCCUUCAACAUUCACGAAAACGUAACUUUUAUUACAAAAUCAAAACGAAUUAUAGCCUCCAUGCCUACCUGGAUCUAACAAGAAAGAACCCUUCUAGGAAAACAUUAGUGAAACUGAGAAUAAGCAGUCACAAACUUAGGAUUGAGACAGGUAGAUACGACAAUAUACCACGUGAUGAAAGGCUAUGCAGUAUGCAGUUGUAACAGAAUUGAAGAUGAAACUCACUUUUUAAUUAGGUUGUCCAAGUUUUUCUUCGAUAAGAAAGAUGUUUUUCUCUAAACUAGAACCUAAAAUACCGUUUCUACGACUACAAUCACAUGAGACCAUAUUAUAUCUAAUGAAUUCUACUGACUAUUUUAUUAACAUCCAAUUAAUAUUAUUUAUAUCAUUUGGCUUUGAAUUGAGAGAAAAACUUGUCUCCGGAAUGAUUAAUCGUACUGAUGGUUGAAAAUAAGCAAUAAUUAAUAUAUUUAAAGUUAUUUUAAAUAUUUAAUUUAAAAAGGAAUCAAUAAUUAAAUUCAAGUCGCUUUUGCAAUACUGUAAUACUUUGUUAUAGUCAAGCAAAUAAACCUUAUUGUUGUUGUUGCUGUUGAUAUAAUUAUCUGUCAAGUAGACGUUCUCAUGACCGAAACGUUAAAGAGUGUCCUAAAUUGUUCUUGAACGGAAUUUUAAUUUUGCUCUUGACUUCACGAGAAAAAUUCUGAAUACACAUUACUUUUGACCUGAACUGAACUGAACAGACUUCUGGUCUAAUUAAGCAUAUAAUUUGUAACUAAAUUUUAUCUGUUCCUAUUGCAGAAUGAAUCAGUUCUUUGUGGAAAGGUGACAGGGAUGUUAAUAGAACUUUUUAAACGGCUGGGGGCUUUUUUCUUGUUUCAUCAAGGAACUACUUCACACAAAGUUGGAUAAGACAAAAGUUAUAGUCCUACCAGGUAAUUUGUACUUACAUCAAGCCGACAGUUUGAAAUCAUCUGUCAAGGUCAUCGAAAACACAAAGCUUGAAAAAUUCAUUGAAAACAAAUCUUACUACAAAAACUGCAAAUUAACUUUGCCCACAUGCACCAUUCACAUCUAUCAGCACCUGAUCAUUAGAUCAGUGAAUCCAUUAAUAAUAAUAUCCCACUCAACACUCAAUAAUUGCACCUUUCUCUGAGUGUGCAAUUUAACAAACAAGUUGUGAUAUUUCUGGGACAAAAAAUACUAAAUAUGAAAAAAAAAUGUAGCGGUCGUCGGAACAUCUUCAAAAACUGACACCUUAAAAUAGAAUAAAAAAUAGUGAAGAAUCAUCACCACAUUCCUCUUUUCUAACAACUUGAAAUAUUCAUGUUGGGGUUCAGUAUAAAUCUGGUUUACAUUUCAAGUUUUCUCACCACUAGAGAGGAUGUGAGAAGUAGCCAAAGCGGUUGUACAAGACGGAAACAGUUGAUCAGACAGCAUGGAGGUCUUAUGCUCCUACUAGCGUAAUGAGACUUGAUGAUGAUGAUGAUGAUGUGAAGAUAGACGUUUAGGUUGAUAUGUGCUUGCUUGGCCUUUUUUAUGUCCAAUAUUUAUCAGUUGCCCUUCACACAACAACAGUCAAUUAACUCAUUUCUAUAUAUAUAGUUCAGACACACAUACACCGGUAUCAUACAUUUUCAUGCAUGGUUAUAAAAUUUCUCUUAUACAGUUGUCAUCACUAGGAUACGGGAGAAACUGUUUUGGUAGGUUAAUCUAAUUUAAACAACACCAAGGCUGAAAGUAAAGGAAGACUGAACAGCAUUUUAAUUCUUUUACGUAUUUAAACAUGAGAGUGAGUCCAAAAUAAGAUUUAUGAGAAGAGUUUUUAUUUUUGUGGAACGUACGAUUAGAACUAGGAAAAAAAGAAAAGGAUAAUCGCAAUAUAAGAAGUAAUGCUCUUCCAACAUCCCAACUAUAGUAUUAAUAAAUUAUCAUUUUAAUUUAGAAGUGAAAGGCUUCCGUGAUACCUUUGACCCACAUGUACUUGACGAUGUCAAUAUUAUUCUUGGCAUGUGUGUGCAACACAAUGUUGCUUGAGAACUGAAACAUUUUAGGUGAUUUUAGUUUCUCCUUGCAACCCUCUUAAAUGUUGUACCUAUUUGAUUUUCAAUUGGUUUCGAGUUCUUAAAAAAAUAGGGAUCCCUAAUGCACACACGUACCCACAAUGAAUAUCCAAAGAACAGCUAAAUCCUUUGUGCAGGUGAAUACACACCAAACUUCCUAACAAACACCCCCAAAGUGACAAAUACGCCUCUGCUCAAUUCGCACCAAGUUUCAAAAAUGAAUACCCAGCAAACUUCAAAAGCCUUUGCUGUGUGAAUAUCUACCACACUUCAUAAUAAUAAUAAUAAUAAUAAUAAUAAUAAUAAUAAUAAUAACAACAACAGCAACAACAACUAAAAGAAGGCCUUCGAUAGUGUGCCCCACACCUGGAUCGUCAAGAGCCUUGAACUCUACAAGAUCUGCCCCACUAUCACCCCAUUCAUGCAGGAAAACAUGAAGUCGUGGAAGACGAUGCUCCACCUAAACCACGAUAAGGGCAUGAUGACAUCCAGAUCUAUCGAAAUCAAAAGUGGCAUCUAUCAGGGAGACUCUCCGUCACCUCUUAUCUUUUGCCUUGCUCUUGUUCCUCUAAGCCCCCUCCUGAACAAGAGUGGCUAUGGGUACAACAGCCCCCACGGCCACCUCUUCUACAUGGAUGACCUGAAGACCUAUGCGAAAAGUAACGAGGAGAAAACGGGCCUGCUGAGAACCAUCAAAUCUUUCAGUGAUGACAUAGACAUAGAGUUUGGAUAGGACAAGUGCGUCAAGGCCAUCUUCAAGAGAGGGAGAUUAGCCGACUCCAGUAA
Messenger RNA from Porites evermanni, 4772 nucleotides. The record is from the annotation of a GenBank genome assembly. Lineage: Eukaryota; Metazoa; Cnidaria; Anthozoa; Scleractinia; Poritidae.